UGGAGGAAGCUGAAUUACGGAGCAGUGUGCUUUAGUGCACUCGAUGAACGGCCCGGCAGGUUUUAUGUUCCCUCCGGUAACUUAGCAGCCAUAAAGUUGGUUCACCUGUACGGUUACGUCACCUGUGACAAGCAUACUAGUUCCAGCUGGUCUUACUGGGGCUGUGAUGUACCUUCCGUAAGAUACCACGUUGGUGUAGCCAUAACAACCAGCUGGAGCUAUAAAGCCAUCCUGCCGCUGAGUAGGUUUCUGACAGGCAAUAGCGCCAUGAAAUUAAGGAAGUGGUCCCGCAUUCCUGGUUAUACCGGUUUGUCUUCUACGCUUGUCCUCUCGUUUGAUCACCCUUACCACUCUUCAGGGGAAACGUUUCGUUUGUGGUAUGGUGAAGAUUUGGCGGAUUCCACCGAAUACGACAACGCAGGUCGAACCUGUUGCGAUGUUUACGGGAGGUUUGUUUAA
This is a messenger RNA of Porites evermanni, 459 nucleotides long. The record is from the annotation of a GenBank genome assembly. NCBI's taxonomy places the organism in Eukaryota, Metazoa, Cnidaria, Anthozoa, Scleractinia, Poritidae.